This is a messenger RNA of Acanthamoeba castellanii str. Neff, 1212 nucleotides long. Its product is annotated as kinase isozyme 4, mitochondrial precursor, putative. Gene Ontology annotation, molecular function: pyruvate dehydrogenase (acetyl-transferring) kinase activity. Gene Ontology annotation, cellular component: mitochondrion. Lineage: Eukaryota; Discosea; Longamoebia; Acanthamoebidae. The coding region runs from base 1 to 1212 and encodes 403 amino acids. Gene Ontology annotation, biological process: regulation of glucose metabolic process; protein phosphorylation. The record is from RefSeq and is a predicted model, not a curated record. The transcript is spliced from 6 exons.
AUGGACGACAUGAUCCACCGCUACGCGAAUCUCAAGCAGACUCCUGUGUCCGUCAAGAACAUGAUCGUCUUCGGCAAGGACGCCAACAUGAACACCCUCCUCCGCUCCCACGCCUUCCUGCGCUACGAGCUCCCCAUCCGACUGGCCCACAUCGCCAAGGAGAUCACCGCCCUCCCCGAGGAGCUCCUCGAGGUAGAGCCCGUCCAGAAGGUCCUCAACUGGUACCGCCUCUCCUUCUCUGAGGUGAUUGAGUCGCCGGUGCCGAACGUGGCGGACAUGGAGCUCAAGACGGAGGACGAGCAGUGCGCGUCGCUGCACCAGUUCCAGGACAUGCUGGACCACAUCAAGGAUCGUCACUCCGGCGUCGUCACCACCAUGGCCGAGGGCGUGCUCGAGCUCAAGAACCGACUCGGCCGCGAGAUGAUCGACACCUCGGUCCAGUUCUUCCUUGAUCGAUUGUACAUGAACCGUAUCUCCAUUCGAAUGCUGAUCACGCAGCAUCUGGAGCUCUUCAAGCAGGCGCAGACCAACAACAACCUGUGCGCCAUCACCAGCGGCGCCAGCGGGCGCAAGAUUGCGGAGGACGCGGUGGACGACGCGCGAUAUCUGUGCUCGAACAACUACUCGGUGUGUCCGUCGGUGCAGAUCAUCGUGCCGCCGAAGCUCGGCACCGAGACCAGCGCGGGCGCGCCCACCCUCCCCUACGUGCCCUCCCAUCUCUACCACAUGCUCUUCGAAACGAUCAAGAACUCGCUGCGUGCGGUGGUCGAAGUGCACGGGGCCAACGCGCAGAGCGAGGACGACCUGCCUCCGGUGCGGGUGGUGCUGGUCAAGGGCACGGAAGACCUCACGAUUAAGAUCAGCGACAUGGGCGGCGGCAUCCCGCACGCCGAUGUGCCCAAGCUGUUCACCUACUUCUACACGACCGCCGCGCCGCCCACCAAGGACACCCUCGACAGCCUCAACGAGGGCGCCGCACCGAUGGCCGGCCUUGGCUACGGUCUGCCCAUUAGUCGUCUCUACGCCCGCUACUUUGGCGGCGACCUCAAAGUCAUUCCCAUGGAGGGCUACGGAACGGACGCCUACAUCCACCUGAAGGCGGCGGGCGAGACGCGGGAAGUGCUGCCCGAGUACAGCCCGUCGACGUACCUGGGCUCGCAGGCCAACCUGCGCGAAUGGCUCAACGUCGACAACUGCGCCUUCCAACUGUAA